AUGACCAUUCUCGCACAUUCUCAAAAUCCUAUUCUUUCACCCGAUCGAAAUCCCAUCUUGCGAUUCUUUCUCAAAAAUACAUUUUACAAACAGUUUUGCGCUGGAGAAAAUCACGCUGAAGUUCAAAGGACUGUUCGCGGUAUUAAAGAUCUUGGUUUCAAAGGUGUAUUCCUUUGCUAUGCCCGCGAAGUAGAGAAAUCACCAGGAGCAAAUAUCGAUGUUGAGAAAUGCGUCAAAAAUGAAGUUUUACCAUGGGCAGAAGGUACAUUAGCGACCGUUAGACUAGCCGAGCCAGGGGAUUUCGUAUCCAUCAAAGUUACCGGAGCAGGAAGUUUAGCAUUACAAGCUUUAGAGAAACAAGGAGUUUGCCACGACAGCCUUAAAAAAGCCAUCGAUGACAUUUGCGCUUUGAGUGCUGAGCGAGGUGUUAAAUUAGCAUUUGAUGCUGAACAUGCUGCUGUACAGGCUGGAAUCGAUCUUUGGACUUUGAAAUACAUGAAGAGAUACAACAAACCAGGCAAAGGAGGAGCGGUUAUCUAUGGUACUUAUCAAGCAUAUCUCAAAGCUUGUCCUCAAGUUGUCGCGCACCACAUGGCAAUUGCACAAAAAGAGAAUUUUACACUCGGUGUGAAAUUAGUCAGAGGUGCAUAUAUGGGUUCGGAUCCGAGGGAGUUAAUUCAUGACACUAAACAAGGAACCGAUGAAUGUUAUGAUGGGAUUGCCGAGGCACUUAUUCGUCAAACCCCUAACUCGGUUCUCCAACCCGAAAGUGGAGAGAAAGGAUUCCAAGCUGUGGAUUUGGUACUUGCAGGACAUAAUUUGGAAUCAGUUCGCAAGGCUCAGGUCAUUCGUACAGAACAAGCCGAGAAAGGAGAAGAUCGAAUUGAACUCUGCUAUGCUCAACUUCAAGGAAUGGCUGAUGAAGUAUCUUGUGAACUUGUGGCUGAAGGGAAAUUAGCUGAAUCUCUCAAAUCUUCUGAUGAUUCUAACGUUAUGGUUCAUGGCGGUAUUAAUGAGCUGACGGGUGGCACGAAAGGGGGAAAAGAUAUCUUGCAUUUGAAGACGGAUAUUCCAAAGGCUUAUAAAUAUUUGACUUGGGGUACUACAGGGGAAUGCAUGAAAUAUCUUUUGAGAAGAGCAUAUGAGAAUAGAGAUGCGGUUGGAAGAACUAGGGAGGGAAGAAAUGAGAUGGGUAGGGAGUUGGUUAGAAGGAUGAAGGGGGUGUUUGGUGCGAGAUGA
This is a messenger RNA of Sclerotinia sclerotiorum 1980 UF-70, 1239 nucleotides long. RefSeq lists its product as hypothetical. Gene Ontology annotation, molecular function: proline dehydrogenase activity; FAD binding. Lineage: Eukaryota; Fungi; Ascomycota; Leotiomycetes; Helotiales; Sclerotiniaceae. Bases 1 to 1239 code for a protein of 412 amino acids. Gene Ontology annotation, cellular component: mitochondrion. The transcript has a single exon. The record is from RefSeq and is a predicted model, not a curated record.